AGAGAUAACACAAGAGAGCAUGGACUAAACAGUUCAACAGUAACAAAAUAAAGCCAUCAUUAUGAAGUGUUUAAUCCUUAUAAGUCUUAUUGGAAUAUCUUACGGAUUACCUGGUGGGGCUCCUUACUGCGCUGAUAAACCUGGUCAUUUUGGUACAUCACCACAGACUGGACCCAGUGGAGUAACUGCAACGACUGAUAUAGCUGAAGAUGGGUCAGUUCUCAUAACAGUUUCUGCUGAUCCACCCUUCAAGGGAAUACUGAUCACUGGAACUGCAGCUUCUGGUCAAUUUAUUGUACCCGCCGGUCAACCCCUUCACACUAUGACUCUAUGCAAAGGAAUCACUCACGAGAGCAGUGAGCUCAAGUCUGAAGUUAGUGCUAUCUUUGUCAAGGAUGACCCAACAGAAAAUGCUGAAUUCAACUUGAUAAUUGUACGGGAUUUCACAACCUACUGGACUGAUAUUCAAUUCAGCUAAAUUCACACUAAUCUUCAACAAAAUUAACUGAUCCUUUCAACCAAAAACAGCUGAUUCCUAUAGCCAUAAAAAUUUCUUCUACUAAAUGCAGUUGAUCCCGUCGUCAAAGAAACAGCUGAUUCCUUCAUCCAAAAACAGCUGAUACAUUUAGCCAAAAACAGCUGAUUCCUUUAGCCAAGAACAGCUGAUUUCUUCAACUAAACACAACUGAUUUCUUCGAGAAAAAAAUAGCUGAUUCCUUCAACCAACAAAAGAUGAUCCACUCAACCAACAACAGCUGAUCCCUUCGACCAACAACACCUGAUCCCUUCGACCAACAACACCUGAUCCCUUCACCAAGCAACAACUUACAACUUUCACCCGCAACAGCUGAAUGCUUAAACUAACAAUAGCUGACCCUCCCAUUCAACAACAGCUGAUAAGUGUUCCCUUCAACCAAUCUAUUUGCUCAACAACAACUGGAAUGUAAAAAAAAAAUGAUUUCUACAAAUAAAAUCUGGUUUUCCCAUUUA
Molecule: messenger RNA, 990 nt
Organism: Eurytemora carolleeae
Lineage: Eukaryota; Metazoa; Arthropoda; Copepoda; Calanoida; Temoridae
Exons: 6
Coding region: 62-478 (138 amino acids)
Source: RefSeq, a predicted model, not a curated record